AUGGUUGACGAGAAAAUUUCCCAAUACGAGAUGGACUUAGCUCUUCGACUCCUGGCAACGCUUCCCCAUGAAGGCUCUGUUGUCCUCUCCCCCCUUUCCAUUUCACUUGCUCUCGCGUUGGUCCAUGAAGGGACACGUGGCUCGACGAGAGAGGAGCUCGAAAGGGUGCUGGUGGGCUCCGAUGAUGAAAGCCGUAUUCGGGACCACUUUGCUGGUGUCAUGGAGAUGGUUAGCAACGCGGAGAACGGCGUGGAGACCAACAUCGCGAACAGCGUUUUUGUAAACCAAGACCUCUCCAUCAAACAAAGCUACAAAGAAGCCGUCGAGAAGUACUACAAAGCUUCCGCCCAGAACUUGGACUUCAACCAAGCUGCGGAAUCUGCUAAGAUCAUGAACUCAUUUGUCGAGAAUGCCACAUCUGGAAAAAUUAAGGACCUCAUUCCCGAGGAUGCUGUUAAAGACUCCCUUGCUGUCUUAGUGAAUGCUGUGUAUUUCAAGGCCGACUGGCAAGGAAAAUUCGAGAAGGACAUGACGUCAGUUAGAGAUUUUCAUGCGAUGGAAGGACAGUCAAGAACGUACUUUCAGAUUCCUUUCUUGAAUGAGUUUUGCGAACACCGGGAUUACACCGAGGACCAAUUAUUCCAAGUACUCUCGCUGAAAUAUCAAGAUCGUCGAUUCUCCUUCGCCGUUUUUCUACCAAAAAAGAGACAUGGAUUGAUUGAUGCUUUAGAGAAAACUAACGGAGAAUACCUUCAAAAUCUACUCGCGGAUCUCAAAAAUUCCUAUGUCAAUGUUCACAUUCCAAAAUUCAAAAUUGAAAAAGAGUUGGAUCUGAAGGAAACUUUAGAGGCUGUCGGAAUCAAGGAAAUGUUCCAAGAAGGCAGUGCUGAUCUUAAGGGAUUGGGAGAUAAAGCAUUCAUCUCAUCCGGAAUUCAUAAAGCCAUCAUUGAAGUUGACGAGGAUGGAACUACCGCAGCUGCCGCAUCGGCUUUCAAAGUCGGGUUGGAGAUGAUGAUCAUGGCAGAGCCGACAACAUUCCUAGCAGAUCACCCAUUCCUAUUUGCGUUAUUGUUCGAGAACAGUCCACUUUUCAUUGGUGUUCAUGCUUGA
Caenorhabditis briggsae is the source of this 1110-nucleotide messenger RNA. RefSeq names its product Protein CBR-SRP-2 (gene Cbr-srp-2). NCBI's taxonomy places the organism in Eukaryota, Metazoa, Nematoda, Chromadorea, Rhabditida, Rhabditidae. The transcript has 4 exons. The coding region runs from base 1 to 1110 and encodes 369 amino acids. The record is from RefSeq and is a predicted model, not a curated record. Gene Ontology annotation, molecular function: serine-type endopeptidase inhibitor activity.